CUUCCGGUGAGAGCGCCCUGGGUCUUUUCCUGCCGUCGCCGCUCCCACUGCCGCGAUGCUGUGGCUUUCUCUGGCCCGGGCUCGUUGUCUCAACCGGGCGUUCGGCCGCUCUCUCGGCGCCGUUCGACAGGGAAGUUGUCCACAGGGGAAAUGCUCGCUCUCUGGUAUUUCUCAAUGCCAAGGACCAGUUUAUGCCAACAGCAGGAAGCAUUUAGUAAAUGGCUCUCGUGUCUUCACUGUCCGUUAUUUCAGAACCACCGCAGCAUGCAGGGAAGACGUUGUUACCGUGAACACACCAGCAUUUGCAGAAUCAGUCACAGAAGGAGAUGUCAGGUGGGAGAAAGCUGUGGGAGACACAGUAGCAGAAGAUGAAGUGGUAUGUGAGAUAGAAACAGACAAGACAUCUGUGCAGGUUCCAGCUCCAACAGCUGGUGUAAUUGAAGCACUUCUGGUCCCUGAUGGGGGGAAAGUAGAAGGAGGAACACCCCUGUUCAAACUCAGGAAAAGCGGAGCUGCACCUGCUAAGGCAAAACAAGCAGCAGCUCCUUCAACCCCUGCCCCAGAACCUGCGGUGGCUGCAGCCCCUGCUGCUGCACCUCCCCCUGCAGCACCAGUCCCCACUACGAUGCCUCCAGUGCCCCCUGUGUCGACACAGCCUAUUUAUGCUAAACCAGUGUCUGCAGUAAAGCCAUCUGCAGCUCCACCGGGUGCUCCUGCUGUGGAACCUGGGGCCGGCAAAGGUGCCAGAUCGGAGCAGAGGGUGAAAAUGAACAGGAUGCGUCAGCGUAUCUCUCAGCGCUUGAAAGAGGCUCAGAAUACAUGUGCCAUGCUGACUACCUUUAAUGAAAUUGACAUGAGUAUGAUUCAGGAAAUGCGAGCUCGGCACAAAGAAACCUUCCUGAAGAAGCACAGUCUGAAGCUUGGCUUUAUGUCUGCCUUUGUGAAAGCUGCAGCCUUUGCCUUGCAAGAGCAGCCCACUGUAAACGCAGUGAUUGAUGAUACAACCAAAGAGAUCGUAUACAGGGAAUAUGUGGAUAUCAGCGUUGCCGUUGCAACUCCCAGGGGUCUCGUGGUGCCAGUCAUCAGGAAUGUAGAAACAAUGAACUUUGCUGAUAUUGAACGAAGCAUCAGUGAGCUGGGAGAGAAGGCACGUAAAAAUGAGCUUGCCAUUGAGGAUAUGGAUGGCGGCACAUUCACCAUCAGUAAUGGUGGCGUAUUUGGAUCCCUUUUUGGGACACCCAUCAUCAACCCCCCUCAGUCAGCUAUCCUGGGCAUGCAUGGCAUCUUUGAUAGACCUGUUGCUAUUGGAGGCAAAGCUGAAGUGCGACCAAUGAUGUAUGUGGCCCUGACCUACGAUCACCGGUUGAUUGAUGGGAGAGAGGCAGUGACUUUCCUGCGUAAGAUCAAGGCUGUGGUGGAGGAUCCUCGUGUGCUGCUGCUUGACCUGUAGAGGGCAGCAGCAGCACCACCCCGUCCAGCAGAGCGAGGAUGCAGCACCAGCAGACAGAACAGAGGACAUUCAGGAAUCAGCAGGGCUUCAUUCCAGUCUCCGCCGCCGCCUCCUCCUCUCAGUGGCAGAGGUUGCUUUGAAACAAACCCCAAGGGUAGUGUGCCAUCCACUUUUCCUGUGUAUUCAGGUGAUGGGUCACUUUCUUACCAGGGCAAACAAGUAGCUGUUAUAGGCUGUUCUGGGAUAGCCUACUGUUUUCACUCACCUUUCUCCUGACAUUCUUGGGGAUUGAAGCUGCUUGGCUAGAGCUUCCCUUCUAAAGCUCCUGCUGCACAGAAUUUUUGUUUGAAUUCAUUAUCACCAAGACUGGGUGCCAGGAGAGGAAAGCCGGUUGCUGGGUCUGUACUCAGCUUGAAGGGGCUCUAGCUCUCUCACACCGCAAAGUUUGCCCGGGGUCCACUGAAGUGACUGUGUCGCAGUGCCUGCUCUUACACACUUCCAGCAAUGGAGAGUAAAUCUUUACUCCAGCCAUCUGGCGGGUUUUUUUUUUUUUAACUUUAGCAGAGGUGAGGCAGCUGCCCAUGGGCUACUCCCUCCUCAGCUAUCUUCUACUCCCGGUAGUACUAGCCGAGAGGCAGUUCUAGGAUUGCUUUCAAGAGACUUCCUCCCCGUCUUCUGCUAUACUGUACUCUCAGGAGCAAGAAGGUAGAAGAAAGAGGUCUUGCUCUCCUCCAUGAAGCUUUCUUUGGUAUUUUAACCUCUGGUAAGGCAGAAUUGGCAUCCCCUGUAGCUAUUGGACUUGGUUCUCACAUUGACUGGAGAUUUGGGGAAGGUGGCAACCCUCUGCAGCUGUCCUGUGUCCAUCUGAUCCUCAGUGGAUGGCUCUAUCAACUUCCUGUCUGCAGUGACUGGGCCUGAUUGUAUGCUGAUGAUAAGGGUUGGGACUAGGCCAUUGCUGUGGCUUGUUUUCUCAGCCCAAAGCCUGCUGGUUCAUGGGGACAUAUCCUUAGUACAAUAGUGUGCACGUGUAUUGUUGAGUGAGAGGGUUGCUAGUAUCUGCAGGGUUUAUUACUCUUGUCUGCCGCACAAAACUUGUAAUUAAACUAUUUAACUCAACAGAUUUUAAAUGAAAUAAAACAAGGAAAUUAUGUCUGUG
Messenger RNA from Gekko japonicus, 2606 nucleotides. RefSeq names its product dihydrolipoamide S-succinyltransferase (E2 component of 2-oxo-glutarate complex) (gene DLST). The transcript has 15 exons. NCBI's taxonomy places the organism in Eukaryota, Metazoa, Chordata, Lepidosauria, Squamata, Gekkonidae. The coding region runs from base 56 to 1450 and encodes 464 amino acids. Gene Ontology annotation, biological process: tricarboxylic acid cycle. Gene Ontology annotation, molecular function: dihydrolipoyllysine-residue succinyltransferase activity. Gene Ontology annotation, cellular component: oxoglutarate dehydrogenase complex. The record is from RefSeq and is a predicted model, not a curated record.